UCAAUCUUCAACACAAGUGAGAGUGAAGAAUUGCGUCAAUUUAAAAAAAAAAACAGCCCCACAUAUGAACGAUGGACCACGAGGCGGAAGCCAUUUUCGAACAUGAAACCAACCUGGGACUACGAGUGUGGCAUCUGUUGUUCCUCUGCCUCGGCUCGGUGCUGGGUAUAGUGAUUAUGCUGUGCUGCUGCUUCCGGUUCCGAAUUCCCCGUACCAAGCAGGACAUCGAGGCGGAUUACCAACGGAAGAAGCUGACCAGGAAAUUUCGCGAACGAUUGGACUGCAUGAACAAUGCCGAAAUCGACGAGAUGGAUUUGAUGAAAGCACUGGAACGAGUACGUGAGGAAUGCCUUGUAGAGCAGCAGAAGAAUGCGAAUAUUGAUAACCAGAUUGUGAAUGACAUCUACGGAAAUGUCUAA
Messenger RNA from Ochlerotatus camptorhynchus, 419 nucleotides. RefSeq lists its product as uncharacterized. Bases 72 to 419 code for a protein of 115 amino acids. The record is from RefSeq and is a predicted model, not a curated record. NCBI's taxonomy places the organism in Eukaryota, Metazoa, Arthropoda, Insecta, Diptera, Culicidae. The transcript is spliced from 2 exons.